This is a messenger RNA of Coniophora puteana RWD-64-598 SS2, 1186 nucleotides long. RefSeq lists its product as uncharacterized. The transcript has 3 exons. Gene Ontology annotation, biological process: proteasome assembly. Bases 1 to 591 code for a protein of 196 amino acids. The record is from RefSeq and is a predicted model, not a curated record. Lineage: Eukaryota; Fungi; Basidiomycota; Agaricomycetes; Boletales; Coniophoraceae.
AUGCCCUCCAUCACCCCCGCCGACCCCACCAUAACCACGCACACGCGCUUCCUCCCCGCACCCGACCCCUCGCUCCCGGGCCUCGCAGUGCACAUUACCGCGCUCACAGGCUCAUACAUGAUCUGGGCCGGCACCUCUUCCCACACCCCUCAAAAUUCAACUCAACCACGAUCGGCGACGGCAUCGAUGCUGCAGGCGGGACCGGGCGGCGCGCUCAUGGAGCCCGACCAGGAUCUGGACGGGGACGACGGUGGCGCGGACGCGGACGCGGAAGCGCGCAAGAAAGCAGACGAGCGCGCAGCUGUGGAGCGCGCGAUGUCGGGCGGGCUUGUUGCGCGGGACUGGGCGUGCGCGAUGCCGCCUGCGGGAGCGCGCGCUGAGAGCGCGGCGACGUCGCUGUUCCGUUCGUCGAGCUCGGAUGUUGCGUUUGGGAUGGCGCAGCGGUUUGCUCGCCGCACACAAAAGCAGAUCUUCCUCUCGAUCGACGUCCCACCGGCAUUCAUGAGUGCCGGGAGCAACAGCUCCUCGCUCCUUCUGCGCCUCGAGCGCGGCAUCAUCGACUUGCUCAAGGAAAUUGAAGCGUCCAGCUGAAUCGCAACACCCGAGACGUUAAGCGGAAACGCGGUGGUCGGCUAACUGGAGGAAAAGUCGAGAAGCAUCUUCGUUUCACUUCACUUUGCGGUUACCGGUCAUCAGUGCCAUGGGGACUGCAUACACUGAUAUAGACGGUGAUCAUGCAUGCAUCUGUGCCUGGCCCUGAGUUCUCCUUGGACUUGGACGGUCGGCGCGUUUCGAGACUCGAGCAUAUACGCUGAGCACUCGGCGGCCUGUGUGACCGGGCUUUGGACCUUGAUUUGACGUUAUCUAGGCGCAGAUCGAUAGCCGAGCCAAGGAUAAGGAGGGCGGCGAUGCGAGUGUUCGUGUGCUCAUGACUGCGUUGGUGCCGGUUGAUGGUGGCUCCGGACUCUUCAAGGGUCAGUACUUAGACCUCGAAGGAGGAAGGCUCGUGGACUAUGGGUCAUGGGGCUUUCAUUCUUUACGCUACUUGCACAAUUCACAAACGGAUAUGUAUCGUUGCGUCGGUCAGAUGUUUUAGCUUGGUGACUGUUGAAACGUUGAAACGUUGGCUGGAUCAAUGUGGUGCUCUGGGCGGCGAUUCGGAGUUGGAUGGGGAUGGCUUGGAAGC